Zingiber officinale is the source of this 2336-nucleotide messenger RNA. Its product is annotated as proton pump-interactor 1-like. Lineage: Eukaryota; Viridiplantae; Streptophyta; Magnoliopsida; Zingiberales; Zingiberaceae. The record is from RefSeq and is a predicted model, not a curated record. Bases 174 to 2057 code for a protein of 627 amino acids. The transcript is spliced from 8 exons.
AUUCUACCGUAUCUGCGACCCAACGUAUUUGCGACUCUGAGAACGAUAUAUAGAAAUCCUCAAUUAGGGCCAUCUCAAUUGGGGAUCUUCCGUCCCCUAUCUGUCCCUCCUUCGGCGUAGGCUGCGAUCUCGAUCACGUCUCCCCGAUCUGCGUCCCUCACAGUCACAGAAUCAUGGUCAUGGAGAUCCUAGGGCAUGAAACUACUCAAGAAAACAUCAACGAAGGAACUGAAGAGGAUAACUCUUUCAUUGCCAUAAGAGAAUGCAUGUCAGACACUAAACAGGGUAAUGGACUGGAUGAAUUAGUGAGACUAAAUGUAGCCAAUGGAGAAGUUAAAGAAGGGGACCAAUCAACCAAUGCAAAUUUACCAAUGGAUGCUGUGGAAGAGUGGCCUGCUGAAAAGAAAGUUUAUAAUUUCUAUGUUGCAAGGUACAGGACCUUUGAAGACCCUAAACUGAAGGCAAGAAUUGACCAUGCUGACAAAGAGGUCACUAAGUGCACCCAAACCAGGGUUCAGAUUAUUGAAGCCUUAAAGGCAAAAAGGUCUGAAAGAUCAAAUUUGAUUGUGCAAUUAAAACCUUUGACUGCUGAAGACAAACAGUAUCGAAUGACAAUGGAUGAAAAGAGAAAGUCAAUGGAACCACUUCAGGAUGCUCUUGGAAAGCUGCGUAGUGCAAAUAUUGCUGUGAAGGAAAAGGGCAUGGGUUUAUGUUCUUCAGAGGAAGAGCUCAAUAAUCUUAUUUAUGGCUUGAACUACCAGAUGCAGCAUGAGAGUCUAACUUUAGUUGAAGAAAAACAGAUGAUUAAGGAGAUAAAAAUGCUUGAAGCAACAAGGGAUAAGGUUAUUGCUAAUGCCAGUGAAAAGGCUAAGAUUCAAGAUUCAUUUGGUCAUAAAGAAGCUAUUCAAGACCAGGUCAAACUAAUAAUUGAUGACAUUGGUGGAAUAAAAAAAGAGAAACAACCAAUUCGUAUGAAAAUCAAGGGCCUCAAAGAUGAACUCAAGGUUUUAGAUGAUGAUAUUAGUUCCUUACAGGAGGAGUUGGAAAACAUCAACAAUAAAAGAAACAAGGCAUUUGAAACUCUUGUGGAGUUAAGAAAAUCUCGCGAUGAUGUGAAUGCUUGCUUCUUCCAAAACCGUGCUAUGUUAAACCGUGCAAAGGAUCUUGCUGCAAAGAAGGAUAUAGCAUCACUCCAAGACUUUGUGUUUAAUGAGGUUGAGAAAUUUAUGUCUGAAUGGAGCAGUGAAAAAGCUUUAAGAGAAGAUUAUGAGAAGAGAAUUUUGUCAUCACUUGAUAUUAGGCAAUUGAGCAGGGAUGGCAGGAUGAGGAACCCUGAUGAAAUGCCAAUUAUUACAGUUGAGCGUCCAGUGACCAGAGAAGUGGAGGCCACACCGGCAAAGGCAAAUGCCAAACAAGCUGCGGACGUACAUUUACCGCAGCAGGACGUUAUUCCCAACAAAAAGACCCAAGAAACCAACCUUAAGAAAGCACCCAAGGUUGUUGAAUCAAGAGUAGAGGCUGAAGAUCCUAAGAGCACUGCCAAGUCACCAGCACUCGAGAAACCUCAGGAGAUUCAAAAGAUGAAUGAGAUUGAUGCUGCGAAACUCAAAGAGAUAAAGAGAGAAGAGGAGAUUGCAAAAGCUAAGUUGGCCUUGGAAAGAAAGAAGAAGCAAGCUGAGAAAGCAGCGGCAAAAGCAGCUAUUAGGGCUCAAAAGGAAUCUGAAAAGAAACUGAAGGAAAAAGAGAAGAGGCUUAGAAAGAAGGCCGGGGCAUCAACACCUCCUGCACCCGUCGAGGAAGCUGAAGCUGAAGCUGAAUCCAAGGUUUCAGAGCCAGAAGAAGAAGCUGUCAAUACUGAUGCCCUAGUUGCUGAAAAGAGCAAGGUUGAGAGGGGAAAUGCUAGAUUCAGAAACCGACCAACUGGAAGGGUCAAGGCACCUAAGAUCAUAUUGAAAAAGAAAAAAACAUCAUCUUAUUGGAUAUGGGCUGCAUCAGCUGCAGUAGCUGCCGUGCUAUUAGCGACCCUUGGAUACUACUUGGUUUCCACUAGAAAGUGAAGACGACAUCAACGAUCAUUCCCUCAAGAAGUUCACCAGUUUUGCAGAUGGGAUAACUUAGUCACUAAUGGAAUCUUCUUCUAGUAAAAAACACAAAAAAAAUCUUAUGUCUUUCUCCACAGGAAGACAUCGGGUAAUGUAAACUUAUCAACACUCGGUUUAGCUGCAUGCAUCCUCGUUGGUAUUCUUUUUCGUCUCCCGGCAACUGACUGUUUCCCUUGUUUUAAGUAGGUAUAACUUUUGUCUCUAAAUGAAUAAUUUCUAUAUUUUCUUCCUUUA